This is a messenger RNA of Ascochyta rabiei, 729 nucleotides long. Its product is annotated as Very-long-chain (3R)-3-hydroxyacyl-CoA dehydratase. The record is from RefSeq and is a predicted model, not a curated record. NCBI's taxonomy places the organism in Eukaryota, Fungi, Ascomycota, Dothideomycetes, Pleosporales, Didymellaceae. Bases 1 to 729 code for a protein of 242 amino acids. Gene Ontology annotation, molecular function: 3-hydroxyacyl-CoA dehydratase activity. The transcript has 3 exons. Gene Ontology annotation, biological process: sphingolipid biosynthetic process; fatty acid elongation; very long-chain fatty acid biosynthetic process. Gene Ontology annotation, cellular component: endoplasmic reticulum membrane.
AUGACUCGCAGUGGACAAACCACGCAUUUGGAUACGCGCGGCUCGACAGCAUCGUGGUCUCAGCCUCGCACGCUGUAUCUGACCGCAUACAAUCUGCUUUUCGCUGCACUGUGGGUUUCAGUAGGCAUCAGUGCCGCCAAUCAUGCUCCGAGAGGCAAAUUUAUCUUGUUUGAGGCGGUAGAGCCUCGCGCGCGUUGGAUUCAGACCCUCACGCUCAUUGAGGUCGUGCAUGCGGCCGUUGGUAACUACAUUCAAGGAACAUGCAACCUAUCAAUGCUGAUCGUCAUAGGCAUGGUCAAAUCGCCUGUCAGUACUACAGCCACACAGGUCUUUACACGUGUGAUUCAGGUCUGGAUGAUCUGGUACAGCUUCCCUGCGAGUACAGCUGCAUCCAGAGCAUUUAUGGUCUUGGUGUUGGCUUGGUCCGUCGCAGACUCCAUUCGCUACCUGUACCUUGCUCUGAAUCUUCAUGGGAAGGCGCCGCAGGCUCUUAUCUGGCUCAGAUACACCAUGUUCUAUCCUCUUUACCCGAUCGGGAUUGGGGCGGAGUGGUGGCUGAUGUACAAGAGCAUCGAGCCUUUGGGCAGGAUUAGCCCUGUGCUUCCGCCAGUGUUCUACUUCUUGCUGGCGUUGUACGUUCCUGGCGCUUAUACAAUGUUCACAUACAUGGUCAAACAGAGGAAAAAGAUCCUUAGCAGGGGCCAGAAGACAGUGAAACCGAUUGAAUAA